Periconia digitata is the source of this 1741-nucleotide messenger RNA. The record is from the annotation of a GenBank genome assembly. Lineage: Eukaryota; Fungi; Ascomycota; Dothideomycetes; Pleosporales; Periconiaceae.
GAUGGUCGUCUCAGAAAAGUUUCGACCGAUUACCGUGCCACCACAAAGCAGAUCAUACCUCAACAAUACGACCAUCCACAGCAUGUCGUCGCAAUCUUUCAAGGGAGAGAGCGGUUGGGUUCAGUGGUUCCCCCAGAGUCACACGUGCCCUGAACUACAGUCCGCAAGAGAAGUAGUGGGAGAUUCGAAGGAGUUCCUCCGGACUAGAUUGCGGAAGCUGGGGAGGAAAGAAUCAGUUGCACUCACGACGAUUCUAUCGCACUCGAAACGAAGAGGUCAAGUAAGCCCGUCCAAAUCGAGGAUCGGAGUUUUCGACGCACUGGAAGAGCUCUCCUUAGACGAGCUCUCUUCCUACGUCAACGAUCAAGUAGCCAUGAUGAAGAUAGCCGAUGAUCAUCUGGAAAGUAGGCGAUCAAAAGGACUUCAUAGAGUCGCGACACGGGCGCAAAGCCUGACCGUUGCAUUCGAUCGUUUUCUAAAAGCAUACUCUGGUGUGGUAGAUAUUGUAAACCUAGCGGACGCACAAUAUGGCAAUGUCGCAUCUUCAACACUCUCCCUCUUUUACUCGAUGAUAAUAACUAAAGUUGACGCCGAACGAUCCAUCCGGGACGCAAUGAUGGAUAUAGCUGAUCGAUUACCUGAGUAUAGAAUUUAUGGGCGGAUUUUUCCAGACAAGGAGUUUGGCAAGAUGCUAGCGGAUGCAUACGGCACAAUCAUCAAGUUCGCCAGGAAUGUGACAGUAUAUCUUCAAGGUCAUGGUAUAUGGAGAUUCACGAGCCAGUUGGUCCACGUCGGAAAAUUUGAGGCUAUGUGUGAGGACAUGACUAGGGUUUCCAACCGAGUCAUCAGAAGAAGCGAUGUUUUGCUUGCUGAGAUGGUCGAUCGCCUGGAAAAAGAUAACGAAGAGCUUCGUAAAAGAGACGACGUACGCCUAGUCAAAGACAUACGAAACCUACUCAAUGUCCAAGAAUACCAGUUGGAAUCUACCUUGCGCAUAUUCGACAACUACAGGCGUUUUAUUAAACCACAGUUUGACAAUGAUAGGCGACGCGAUCGUAUGACUUUGGAAAGACUCUACCAGGUUCCCGAAUACAAAGCCUGGCGAGCUCCAGAAUCAAGUAUGCUUUUAUUAUUUGGACGAAACGAACAAAGUCGAGAAGCAACGCGACAUUCGUGGCUGUCUCCUGUUCUCAUGGAAGUAGCUGAAUCGCUGCUGACAUCAGAGGAGACCACCGAGCCUGGACGGAACACACAGUCAGCAACUGUCAUCGAUUCAAGAAACAACAUCGCAUUCGAAGACUGCAACGAGAGAAGUACGCUUGACGGGGGUCUAUCGAGGCUGAUCUUUCAACUUUUGCAGCGGAAUCCAAAGCUUCUGAGAUUAGCCCACGAUUUUGAUUACGUUGAGUCGCACAUCGCAAAGUCGCAGAACUGCUCCGAUGGUAAUCACGAAGUGAGAGUCGAGUCGCUCCGUGAUGCCCUGCUUCGAAUCGUCAAUAUCCAUCAUCGAACGGUGCAUCUUAUCGUGAACCGACCGGAUCAAUGCAAUGGCGAAGAGGAAAGCUGCUCCGAAUAUCUUUCGGUGUUAGCGUGGUUGGUGCAAAGAGCGACAGUAGAGCUGAAGAUUCUUGUUGUCGUGAAAGGUGAACAGUGGGACUAUAAUAGGCGCAAGAAGGAACUUGAUGUGCCAGCUGAUGUCGAAAAGUUCCAUGUAGUAGAGAUCAAUCAACGUCGACUUUGA